Molecule: messenger RNA, 2715 nt
Organism: Nerophis lumbriciformis (worm pipefish)
Lineage: Eukaryota; Metazoa; Chordata; Actinopteri; Syngnathiformes; Syngnathidae
Source: RefSeq, a predicted model, not a curated record
AUGGACCGCGACGCUCAGAGAGGCGCCCGGAGAGAAGCGAAGAGGUCCCCGCCAGAGAUGCUCACCUUGCCGGGGUUGUUGCCGCUCCUUCUCGUGACAAUGGUCCGCACCGGGCUGGCUCAAGUGGAUGACGACUUCAUAGGUCUCAGCGAGCUGCCCGAAACAUUCCCGUCUGACCCGCCUGAGCCACUGCCCGUGUUCCUGAUGGAACCAGAGGAGGCCUACAUUGUCAAGAACAAGCCCGUUAACCUGUACUGCAAGGCCACGCCUGCCACGCAGAUCUACUUCAAGUGCAACAGCGAGUGGGUGCACCAGAAGGAGCACACGGUGGAGGAGCGUGUGGACGAGAACUCUGGCCUGGUGGUGAGAGAAGCCAGCAUCGAGAUUACUCGGCAGCAAGUGGAGGAACUCUUUGGGCCUGAGGACUUCUGGUGCCAGUGUGUGGCCUGGAGCUCAGCGGGGACUACCAAAAGUCGCAAAGCCCAUGUCCGCAUCGCCUACUUGAGGAAGACUUUUGACCAAGAACCGCUCGGGAAGGAAGUGUUACUUGAACAGGAAGUGUUACUUCAGUGCCGGCCACCAGAAGGCAUCCCAAUGGCUGAGGUGGAGUGGCUGAAGAAUGAGGAGGUGAUAGACCCUGCAGAUGACAGGAACUUCUACAUCACCAUCGAUCAUAAUCUGAUCAUUAAGCAAGCACGCCUCUCGGACACAGCCAACUACACAUGCGUGGCCAAGAACAUUGUGGCUAAGCGGCGCAGCACAACUGCCACUGUCAUCGUCUACGUAAAUGGCGGCUGGUCUACGUGGACGGAGUGGUCGGUGUGCAACAGCCGCUGUGGCAGAGGCUACCAGAAACGCACACGCAGCUGCACCAACCCAACACCCCUCAAUGGCGGCGCCAUCUGCGACGGACAAGGCAUCCAGAAGUUGCCGUGCAAUCCCCUCUGUCCAGUGGAUGGCCUAUGGACCGAGUGGAGUAAGUGGUCCACUUGUGGGACAGAGUGCACCCAUUGGAGAAGGAGGGAAUGCGGCGCACCAGCACCCAAAUAUGGAGGCAAGGACUGUGAGGGCAUGGUGCUACUAUCCAAGAACUGCACAGAUGGCCUGUGCAUGCAGGGUUCCUUAUAUCAGAAGUCCACUGAGGCUAAAGGCACGCUUGAAUUGGGAAGUACAUUUGCCCCCAGCACAGACGACGUGGCCCUCUACGUGGGCAUCGUCAUUGCCGUGAUAAUGUGCCUGGUCAUCUCUGUGGUGGUGGCGCUCUUCAUAUAUCGGAAGAACCACCGUGACUUUGACUCAGGCAUCAUGGACUCAUCCGCCCUCAACGGAGGCUUUCAGCCCGUCAGCAUCAAGACAGCACGUAAAGCCGAUCUCCUCACUGCACCGCCUGACCUGACCUCGGCGGCCGCUAUGUACCGAGGCCCUGUAUACGCCUUGCAUGACACGGCCGACAAAAUCCCCAUGACCAAUUCCCCCCUGCUGGACCCUCUGCCCAACCUCAAGAUCAAGGUGUACAACUCCUCUGGCCUGAUAACGCCACAGGACGACCUGGGAGGCGAAUUCUCUUCAAAGCUCUCCCCCAAAUUGCAGCACUGCCUUUCGGAAAACUGUGACAGCACAAUUGGUCGCCGUACGCAGACAUUGCUGCGCUCCAGGGACCCUUCAUGCACUGCUGUCGGCUCCUUCAACUCGCAAGGUGGUCACCUCAUUGUCCCCAACUCAGGUGUGAGUCUGCUUAUCCCGGCAGGAGCGAUCCCACAGGGCCGUGUCUAUGAAAUGUACGUGACCGUGCAGAGGAAGGAAAGCUUGAGGCCUUCAGUGGAAGACGGACAAGCAGUUUUGAGCCCCGUGGUGACCUGCGGCCCCCCGGGCGCCCUGCUUACACGGCCCCUGGUCCUUACCAUGCACCACUGUGCCGUUUCUGACGGCCAACAGGAUUGGCUGAUCCAGCUCAAGAGCCAGUCACCACAAAAUGUCUGGGAGGACAUGGUAGUGGUGGGUGAGGAGAAUUUCACCACGCCAUGCUACAUCCAGAUGGACGACGAGGCAUGCCACAUCCUGACUGAGACUCUGGGCACAUACUGCCUGGUGGGCCAGUCGCUCAGCGCCGCCACCACCAAGCGCCUCAAGCUGGCCAUCUUUGGCCCACUCACGUGCCCCGCCACUGAGUAUCACAUCCGGGUCUACUGCCUGGACGACACGCAAGAUGCACUCAAGGAAGUCCUCCAAAUGGAGAAGCAGAUGGGAGGCAAGUUGUUGGAUGAACCAAAGAUGCUCCUCUUCAGUGACAGCACCCACAAUCUGAGACUUUCCAUUCAUGACGUUCCCCAAACGCUGUGGAAGAGCAAACUUCUGGCUAAAUAUCAGGAGCUGUGUUUUCAACAAGUGUGGGACGGCUCCCAGAGGAACCUCCACUGCUGCUUCACACUAGAGCGCUUCUCUACCGCCACCGUAGACCUGACAUGCAAGAUUUGCGUGCGCCAAGUGGAGGGGGAGGGUCAAAUCUUUCAGCUUGACACUACGCUUUCAGAGAAUUCCCAGAGCAUCGACACCUCCUUGCUGGACCCGGCCAGUAACAUCACCACGCUGGUGGGGCCCAACGCCUUCCGCAUCCCCGUCUCGGUCCGUCAGAAACUAUGCGGCAGCCUGGAUGCACCGCAGACUCGCGGCAACGACUGGAGAAUGUUGGCCCACAAGCUCAACCUUGACAGGUGA